UGAUUCGAAUCCCGAUCACAAAUUUUCGUUGUUCAGAACAUAUUGGUUGGUAUGGGCUAUUUUAUUUGGUGCAGCCGUCAAUGUAGAUUGUCCUAGAGGUUAUACAGCACGUUUCAUGUCCAAUGUGUGGGCCAUGUUUGCUGUGGUUUUCCUCGCCAUAUAUACAGCUAAUUUAGCAGCUUUUAUGAUCACUCGUGAAGAGUAUUAUGACUUAAGUGGAAUUGAAGAUAAAAGAUUGCAGUACCCAACGAUGGUUGAUCCACCAUUCCGCUAUGGCACCAUCCCCUCUGGCAAUACAGAGACGGUACUUAAGAGAAAUAAACCAGAUUUAUACAUGUACAUGAAGAAAUAUAACCAACCAUCAGUACAGGAUGGUAUCAAAGCAGUGAAGAUGGGGGAUCUAGAUGCUUUUAUAUACGAUUCAACAGUUUUAGAAUAUUUAGUUGGACAGGACAACGAAUGUCGUCUUCUAACAGUAGGAUCAUGGUAUGCAAUGACCGGUUACGGUUUCGCUUUACCAAAAAACUCUAAUUAUUUAAAUAUGUUCAACAGAGAGAUGAUUAAGUAUAGAGAAAAUGGUGAUUUAGAAAGAUUACAAAGAUUUUGGUUCCAAGGGGCUUGCAAGCCUACAAAGAAUAAGCGUAAUGUGAGCAAGCCUUUGGAUAUCAAUCAAUUUAUGAGCGCCUUUUUAUUGCUAGGAUGUGGUGUUUUUUUAACCAUUUGCCUCUUGGGUCUAGAACACGUGUACUUCCGUUACAUCAGGAAGCACUUAGCAAAGAAAGAUGCUGGUGGCUGCUUCACCCUUAUCAGUCUGAGUAUGGGAAAAUCCCUGAGUUUCAGGGGUGCUGUGUUUGAGGCCCAGGACAUGAUAAAACAUCACAGAUGCAAGGAUCCCAUUUGUGAUACUCAACUAUGGAAAGCUAAGCACGAAUUGGAUAUGGCGAAUUUGAAAAUACGUCAACUUGAAGCACAAAUUGAAGGAAGGUAA
This is a messenger RNA of Centruroides sculpturatus (bark scorpion), 988 nucleotides long. Its product is annotated as glutamate receptor ionotropic, NMDA 2A-like. The coding region runs from base 116 to 988 and encodes 290 amino acids. Gene Ontology annotation, molecular function: transmitter-gated monoatomic ion channel activity involved in regulation of postsynaptic membrane potential; NMDA glutamate receptor activity. NCBI's taxonomy places the organism in Eukaryota, Metazoa, Arthropoda, Arachnida, Scorpiones, Buthidae. The transcript is spliced from 6 exons. The record is from RefSeq and is a predicted model, not a curated record. Gene Ontology annotation, cellular component: plasma membrane; postsynaptic membrane. Gene Ontology annotation, biological process: modulation of chemical synaptic transmission; synaptic transmission, glutamatergic.